AUGAUCAAUGAUAACGACAUUGACAGCUGGAAAACGGGAUUCGAUUCUAAUGAAUUUGUUCGAAAGAGAUUUGGUCUCGUCGAUCAUGUCGAUUCCGGCGAAGAUAUAACUUUGAUGCGAGUGAAAAACUCGAGUUCCAGUUCCGAGAUCCGUUAUAUCAAUCCUGCCAUUUAUACAGAAUCCAUCAACGAAGAAGGAUCUAAGAGCGAUCGUGAACAAGAAGGAUAUUGUAACGGAGACUCAAUUGACACAAAUCGUUAUGAUGCUUCGACAAUCGACCUAUUAUCUGUCGUCGCAAAGGAUACAACGAGCACUGAUCACAUAAAUGAACAUCUGGGACAGAAUACCUACAGGUGUUAUUCAACAUCCUUUCUAGAUACUACGUUGCCUCUUGAAUUGUCCACUACUCAAUCCACAAUCUCGUCUGGAAGAAAUACACGAAUGGAGCGACGAUGCAAGAUUGAUAGCAUCUGUGUUGAUCAAAAUAAAGUGAACAUUGAUCAGAAUGAGACGACAAAACAUGACAAAUAUGAUGUCCUAGACGGUCGCCAGAUCGCACGAAUUUCCACGACGUCGGUUGACUCAAGUGUCAGCAAUCAUCAUCAGAUGUCAGACAUUGACAGAAGAAGCGCCCAUUCAGAAUGGAUGCGCAAGAAACAUGAGGCCGCACAGCGGACGAGAGAGAAAAAGGAACUCGCUUUGAAGAAGCGACAGGAGGAAGAAGAGAGGGAAGCGCAAAAAAAGGAAGAAAAGGCGCGUCUAGAAAGGGAAAAUUUUCUCAAGUGGAUCGAAAAGAAAAGGCAGCAGGAACUGGACAGAAGAGCGAUGCUCGAGAAUGAGUUAGAAUUGCAGAAGCAUUUGAAGGAGAUUGAAGAUAAUCUUGCCGGUGCAAAGAUCACUUAUCUUCGUCGGUGGUUUCAUAAGAAGAAGGAGGAAGAAAAGGCCCAGCGUAAACAGCAGGAGACAAGACAGAAAAAGAUGGAUGAGGAGCGCGAGAAAAGGUUAGAGCAAAGCACAAGGGCAUACGAGAAGUGGCGAGAAAACUCUAAGAACAAACCUAAGCCUGCCACCCAAGGAUUACUUCCUCAUCAGAAAGCAAAGCCAGCAUACAUAAAUCCAAUUCCUUGGCAAUCGAUCGUGGAGAUUGAUUCUGAUGAAAUACAAGAGGACACACUUCACGAGAAAAAAAGGAAUAUAAAUCAGUUGAAAAUAAGCGAUAGAAAAACAAUCACGGCGCAUCAAUGA
This is a messenger RNA of Atta colombica, 1245 nucleotides long. RefSeq names its product coiled-coil domain-containing protein 34. The transcript has 5 exons. The coding region runs from base 1 to 1245 and encodes 414 amino acids. The record is from RefSeq and is a predicted model, not a curated record. Lineage: Eukaryota; Metazoa; Arthropoda; Insecta; Hymenoptera; Formicidae.